AUGAUAGUGUCUGUCCUCUUCUCACUCUUACGUCUACUUGUAUCAUCGGCUUUCGCCAAGUUGGCCAGCUGGCUCACUCGGAUUGAGCGGCACGUCGACGAUAGGAACUUCAUGACGUCGGAGGCUUCGAAGGUUAUCAUCUUUGAGGUCUUCAACGUGUUCGUGCCUCCCAUCUGGAUGGCCUUUGUCAUUUCUGACUUCAACCGCUUGAGCCGAGAGGUCACAGUUAUGUUCACCACUAGGCAGGUGGUGUCAGCACUCACUGAAGCGGUCCCUACUUUGCUGGCGCGGCUGAUGACGAAAAGGAAGCACUUGGCGCCACUCACAGCAGCCGCCCAGCACGAGCUCCCAGAGUGGGGACUUUGGCGUGAAUACUUAGAGAUGGCCAUCCAACUAGCUCAACUGGUUGCAUUCGGUCCUCUAUUCCCGAUUGCGUUCAUUCUCGCAUAUAUGAACAAUCUGGUGGAGUUCAGUCUUGAUGCUAUCAAGCUGAAUUCGAGUAGAAGACCAUAUCCACGAAAAGAGGCCAUGGGUUCCUUCUGGGCCAACGUGUUCAACGGUAUGGUCCUGUUUGGUGCAUCAAUCAACGUAUUCAUCCUCAUCGUCCAUUGUGAUACUCUUGCGGCGCUGGAUGCUUCCAUGGUCCACCGUCUAGGUGCGGGUAUAAUCCUGGAGAAGUUCUUCGUCGUUGUUCGCGUAUUCAUAGCAAUUGCCAUCCCUAAGCCCAACGAAUGGCAAGAAGAUGAAAGAGCUCCUUUGGCCGAGUCUACUGAGCUGGCUGAUAUUGUCGCUCAAGCGUCUGCCCAUCUAGAGAUCCCCUUCCCCCGAUGGAUGGCAAUUCUUCGCAACCGCAAGAGUUCCAGCAGUCGAAUGAAAUGUUCACUUCGUGCAUGGCAAAAUCACUCGACAGAUUAA
This is a messenger RNA of Perkinsus marinus ATCC 50983, 915 nucleotides long. RefSeq lists its product as hypothetical. Gene Ontology annotation, biological process: chloride transmembrane transport. NCBI's taxonomy places the organism in Eukaryota, Perkinsozoa, Perkinsida, Perkinsidae. The transcript has 2 exons. The record is from RefSeq and is a predicted model, not a curated record. The coding region runs from base 1 to 915 and encodes 304 amino acids. Gene Ontology annotation, molecular function: chloride channel activity.